Molecule: messenger RNA, 1563 nt
Organism: Rotaria socialis
Lineage: Eukaryota; Metazoa; Rotifera; Eurotatoria; Philodinida; Philodinidae
Source: the annotation of a GenBank genome assembly
AUGCCGAGUAUUUCAUCUAGCGAUCAUCCAAGAUUACAAUUGAGUCCGACGGCAAACAUGUUUAUUCGUCUGGUCCUACAACUUGUUAUUUUUUGGUUUACUGUCUAUGUCAUUAAUUACACUUUACUACGCUUUCCCAAUACAAAACGUUCCUAUAUUCGUAUACUUCGUUCAUUGGGCUGUCAUAUAUCCAUUGGUAAUAUUGGCUUUUAUUCAACAUCAUUCAAUCGUCUUUUCUAUCAAAUCGGUAGAAAAAAGCCACGUCUAUGGAAAAUUUGGUUCACCAUAGGAAUAUUUGUAGCAUUUAUCACAGCCAUUUUUUCUUGUAGUAUCUUAGUUUUUCUACCUUUAAAAUAUAUCUAUGACCGGCAACAACCAAUUUUAUUCGCAAGACAAAAUUUAACCGAUCAAAACAUUCCAAUAGAAAACGAUCGCGAUAAAUUAUGGAUACAACCUAUAAUUCCCGGUGUGAAUGUACCAUUAGAAGAAUUAGGACAUUUUUUUCUUGCUUUACUUGUAUGUACGAUUUUUCAUGAAUUAGGACAUGCUAUAGCAGCAUCAGUGGAACAAGUUCGUGUCAAUGGUUGUGGUUAUUUUCUAUUUAUACUCUAUCCAGGAGCUUAUGUUGAUUUGAACGAAGAACAAAUACAAAUGAUUACAGCCUAUAGACAAUUAAGAAUUUAUUGUGCUGGUGUUUUUCAUAAUAUGGUACUGGUUGUUGUUGCCGUGAUAUUUCUUCUUAUUCAACCAUUUAUUCUUCGUCAUUUUUAUAUUGAAACAGCAAGUGUUGCUCGUAUAUCAAAAGAUUCACCUAUUUAUAGUCUUCUUCCUAAACAUUCAACAAUUCAGGAUAUUGAUGGAUGUAUUGUGCGUACAUCGAAUGACUGGUACCAAUGUUUACGCUCGAUUAGCGAUAGACAUGUAUUAGACAGUACGGGUUAUUGUUUAACACAAGCUGAAAUUCAACUUCUUUCAAGCUAUACUGAAUUCAAUCAAACAAGUAAUUAUGAUUGUUGUCAAAAUUUAUCUCAAAAAAAUUAUUGUUUUUUCUACCAUUCCAAACAAAAUGAUUCUCAGAAUGGAGCAUGUAUGGAAGCUCGUAGCGUAACCAAUCACCCACGUUGUUUACUUCAAAGUGAUUGUUCACGUCAAGGAAGCGAUGUUUCAUGCGUUCAUCCAUUUUCAUCAGAUAAUAUUACACGUUUAAUACGCAUUGUCCAUAGUCAAGGGCCGGCCAUUCUUUUCGUUGGUUCAAUCAAUGAAAUCUAUCGAACAAUUAGUAUUCAAUCUUAUAAAGCUAAAUAUAGCUUUAUUUCCACAAUAUUCAUUACUGACAUUCCAUUAUUUUUUCAGUAUGUUGCUGCAUUUUCGUUUGCACUUGCAUUUUUUAAUGCAGUCCCAUGUUACGCACUUGACGGACAAUACAUUUUAUUAGCUUUCAUUGAACAUCUCUCGCCAAGUUUAUAUCGACGACGUCAUAAGAAUCUUGUAUAUAGCUUAAUAUUUUGUACGACGCUUCUUAUUGUCAAUAUUUCAUUGGCUUUUGCUCGUUAUUUUCUAUAA